Messenger RNA from Vespula pensylvanica (western yellowjacket), 1836 nucleotides. Its product is annotated as maltase 1-like. The transcript is spliced from 8 exons. Lineage: Eukaryota; Metazoa; Arthropoda; Insecta; Hymenoptera; Vespidae. Bases 58 to 1791 code for a protein of 577 amino acids. Gene Ontology annotation, biological process: carbohydrate metabolic process. The record is from RefSeq and is a predicted model, not a curated record.
CCUCAACAGUAUAUUUAUAUGAAGAAUUAUUGAUGAUAGUACAUAGUAGUUGUAAAUAUGUUUCGUGCAAUUUGCUACUGUUUCUUCUUAUUAUCUACUGGUCUAGUCAAUGGCGAGAUCAAAAACAAAGGAUGGUGGAGGAACGCUGUAUUUUAUCAAAUCUAUCCACGGAGUUUCAUGGAUUCUAAUGACGAUGGAGUCGGUGAUCUAAAAGGUAUUUCAUCGAAAUUGGAACAUUUCGUCGACGCUGGAGUUCGAGGAAUAUGGAUUUCACCUAUUUAUGCGAGUCCAAUGGUAGAUUUUGGUUACGACAUAUCAGAUUUCAAAGCCAUACAUCCAGAGUUUGGUACCAUGGAGGAUUUCGACACAUUGGUGGCGCAAUCGAAACGACAUGGAUUAAAAGUAAUUCUCGAUCUCGUACCAAAUCAUACAUCCGACAAACACGAAUGGUUCCAAAAGUACCUCGCCGGGGAGAAAAAAUAUAAGGAUUAUUAUAUUUGGAGAAAGGGCCGAAAGGAUGAUGGGAUGACACCACCGAACAAUUGGAUCAGCUUGUUCAGUGGUCCUGCAUGGACGUACAAUGCAACCUUGAAGGAAUGGUAUUUCCAUCAAUUCGAGUACAGGCAACCAGACUUGAAUUAUAGUAACCCAGAAGUGCGAGCUGAGAUGGAAGACGUCAUUCGAUUUUGGCUACGUAAAGGUAUAGACGGUUUUCGUAUAGAUGCCGUUCCACAUCUCUAUGAGAGGGAUGAUCUCCGUGAUGAACCCAGAAGUUCGGAUCCAAGCGCUACCGAUCGUGAUUACACUUACUUGGACCAUAUUUACACUAAAGAUGAUCCUCGAACCUACGAACUUGUAAAAAGCUGGAGAAAGGUUCUUGAUGAUUAUUCCGAUGCCAAUAACGAGGAUGAGAAGGUGAUGAUGACCGAAGCUUAUACUUCUCUAGAAAAUACUACGAAAUAUUAUGAUUAUGGUUCUCACAUACCAUUCAAUUUCAAACUAAUUACCGACGUGAAUCACAAGUCGAACGCGUCUGAUUUUAAAAAAAUUAUCGAAGCAUGGAUGGCUCACACUCCAAGCACUGCAAGUGCUAAUUGGGUGUUAGGAAAUCACGAUCGAAGUCGUAUGGUGUCACGUUAUCCAAGAAGGGCUUUGCAAAUGACUAUGCUAUUAAUGGUCUUGCCUGGCGUUGCUGUAACUUAUUACGGAGAAGAAAUUGGAAUGUAUGACAAGAGUGACAUUUCUUGGGAAGAUACGCAAGAUCCGCAAGGUUGUAAUGCUGGAAAGGAUAAGUAUCGAAGUCGAUCUCGCGAUCCAUAUCGUACACCUUUCCAAUGGGACAAUAGUAAAAAUGCGGGAUUCAGCAAAGGUAAUCGAACGUGGCUUCCGGUACAUCAAAAUUACAAAGUAUUAAAUUUGCAAGGUCAAAAAGUUCCCACACGAGUAUCACUUUAUAACUCAUAUCGAUCUUUGAUUCAAUUGCGAAAAUCGUCCCGCGCUCUUCAGGAAGGAACAUUGAAAAUAAAAGUGGUGAAACUCAAAACGGAUUAUUGUUACAAUUGUGAAAUAUUAGUUGUCAGCCGAGAAGUUCCCGGAGAGACAGUGACUCUAUUUAUGAGCUUCUCUCCAGUUUUAAAUCUUCUCAUAAACUUGAAAGAACACAUGACACUCUAUGAUUAUACAUACGUCGAAGUGGAUGCUUUUCGUCUAAAGAGAUAUAAACCGUUAAUAUUGUAUGUAAAUCUUCCUCCUUGGGAUGGAGUAGUCGUAUUAUCUAGCAAUGUUCCAUAAUUGAAAAAUUAUGAUAGCAUUUGGAAAUAUAAUAGAUUUUCCAUA